Messenger RNA from Pomacea canaliculata, 1802 nucleotides. Its product is annotated as histidine N-acetyltransferase-like. The coding region runs from base 241 to 675 and encodes 144 amino acids. The record is from RefSeq and is a predicted model, not a curated record. The transcript is spliced from 3 exons. NCBI's taxonomy places the organism in Eukaryota, Metazoa, Mollusca, Gastropoda, Architaenioglossa, Ampullariidae.
ACACUUGCUUUUAUACUUUGGAAGUUGCGUGUGAAAGUGUUCUGAAAGUUGCUUUAUAUUAUUAAAAAUAGAACGGCUACAUUUCAAUUUCGUGGUGCUAAUUUUCGGACUAAGUGGCUGCAGAAAGAUAAAGACAAAUGAUUUAUCUUUGUGUUUGAAAUAACUUGAAGGUGUUCAAGCACCUGUCCUGUUGAUGUAACUUUUUACCAGGGGAUCACUGAGCUUACGACUCGUUGAGACAUGGAGCAGAUGCCAUCGGAUGAGGAGCUUUGUAUCGCAUCGCUGGCUGACCGACAGUCGGUGGUGGCCAUAGCUGAUGACGUGCACAGCGGCACCGACUACCUCCCCGCCACCUACCCCUCUCUCGUUGAAGGACCAGGGGUUCGAGGCUACAUCUACAAAAAGGGGGGAAAAGCUAUUGCUUUUAUGAGCACUCAGCUGACUGAUGGAGGCAGGACUUUGUUAGAGACUGCAGGAAGAGUGGUCAAGGAAUACAGAGGAAGGGGAGUGUAUGGGCGACUUCAAAGACUCGUUCGUGACAGACACCUCGGGUCGCCCCACCUUUGCUAUAUUAAUUUGGCACUCAAUGAAAUCAGCAUGGCAGUGUAUGGACAAAGACUUCUAAAAACGUACCAACAGGUAGCAGAGAAGAUGGAAGAAUUAUUCUCGAUCUGAAGCCAUACAGAGUGAUGGCAGCUAACGUGCCCCUCAUCACCAACACCUGCACACACCGCGUCUUCCUGGCUACAGACGCCAACAGUCCUCCCUUGGACACUGAUGCAUCUCUUUUACCGACAGUCCUGUCUGCAGGAAGCUACUGCACUUGCAGUAAAGGUAUCCAUUACAUAACAGACCUUUUCGGCGAGGGAAGUGACGAAGAACUGCGCGCGCAUAUCACGUGGCACCUGUUGCGAUCAGCUGACGUAGGAAACGGAAAUGUUGUCUUCAGCAUCUUCUACACCAGAGGGUUGGAUGAGACUAUCGCAGACCUGGGCAAGACUUUUCCACUGAGAACAUCAUGUCUGUGCUACAAGAAGCUGAUCGUGUUAGAACAAGAGUUUCGUCGAGGGUUGAACGACUCCGUCAGCACCCCAGAAUUCGUCAGUCGUCCUCAGUUCUAGUUGAGCGCCUGUAAUUUCAAUUUUCAUUAGGCUUGACAUUUUGUUUGUUGCUGUUGCUGCUGUUUUGGCUGACUUCAGUAUCAAAUGCAUUUUGCAUGACAGAAUAUAGAUGAAAUGAGUUAAAAUCCUGUGAUUUAACCUUAAUCACCUCAUAAUAAUACAUUUAUAGACAUCUACCCUUAGUGUGUAAUUAAAAAAGAGAAGAACGCAAGAAAAUAUUAUGAACAAUGUAAAUGGGCAAUAAGCAUCAAUAACUGUCUUAUAAUUAUGUUAUUAUUAAAGCAAGCACACACACACACAUAAUCUCUAACGCCUUCUGCCGUCAGCACUUUUAUUCGUUCCCCUACAUUUUCCUAUUGUUGUCUAGGAAAUCAUGAGAGACGGUUACAACACCUCAAAAUCAAUUUAUCACAGAUUUGAAACUUUACGAUAACAGUUUCUUUCACAGAUGAACAGGAGCAGAGAGAUUAAAUAUAUAGUGGGCGAGUUUUUAUUUCUGAUAUGUAAAACUCAGGUAUUAUUUUCUGAGGGAAAUAUCCUAUACCCUUGCUUCUGUUUUUAAUUAUCUAGGACCGUAUGUUAAUGAAGCGUAUCUGAAUACAAACGCAUCAUCACAAUUUUAAUUUCUUUCUACACAUUGUGAUGUUUGCAGGCUUGUAUCUUGAGAAUAAAAGGCUGGAG